AUGAUAGAAGCCUAUUUUGGCCUACAAUACGCUUCUCUGUUUGGUGGGCAGCUGAGGUUUAUGCCCGCUAAGGGACCCAUGGAAAUCUGGUCUGGGAUUAAAAUCGCUAACGUAUUCAAACCAGUCUGUCCACAAAAUGUUGUCAACAAUGUUGAGAUGUUGAAAAAGUUGCCAGUUGCUGAGUUCUUGAGACUGCAACAUCUAAAACCAUUCGUUGCCCAACAGCAUGAAGACUGUCUCUACAUGAAUGUCUAUAGACCGGUUCAAGGAAGUGACGUCAGACUACUACCAGUUCUAUUGUUCGUACAUGGAGAAUCUUUGGAAACCGGAACCGGAAAUGCCUACGACGGAAGUGUCAUGGCGGCCGCCGGAAAUAUCAUGGUGAUCACGCUAAACUACAGAUUAGGAGUUUUUGGAUUCUUUAGUACAGGCACGAGCCACGCCCCAGGCAAUAUGGCGAUUCUAGAUAUCAUAGCAGGGUUACAAUAUAUAAGAGAAAACAUAUUAGUGUUUGGCGGAAACUCCUCUGACGUCACGGUCAUGGGCAGGGAUGGCGGAGCAAUCCUGGUGAACCUGCUACUCAUCUCACCAAUCACAAAAGGUCUGGUUGAUGAUGACGAUGGUGAUGAUGAUGGAGUGAUGAUGAUGAUGAAUUUAUAUAUAUAUACAUAG
Molecule: messenger RNA, 672 nt
Organism: Helobdella robusta
Lineage: Eukaryota; Metazoa; Annelida; Clitellata; Rhynchobdellida; Glossiphoniidae
Exons: 5
Coding region: 1-672 (223 amino acids)
Biological process (GO): synaptic vesicle endocytosis; chemical synaptic transmission; modulation of chemical synaptic transmission
Cellular component (GO): postsynaptic membrane; cell surface; synapse
Molecular function (GO): signaling receptor activity; neurexin family protein binding
Source: RefSeq, a predicted model, not a curated record